This is a messenger RNA of Venustampulla echinocandica, 507 nucleotides long. RefSeq lists its product as uncharacterized. The coding region runs from base 1 to 507 and encodes 168 amino acids. NCBI's taxonomy places the organism in Eukaryota, Fungi, Ascomycota, Leotiomycetes, Helotiales, Pleuroascaceae. The transcript is spliced from 4 exons. The record is from RefSeq and is a predicted model, not a curated record.
AUGUACGCCUCUUCGACCUUCGUUCUCGGCGCUAUCAUGGCUCUAGCUCGCGUUGCCAUUGCUACCCCUCCUGCCUGUCUGCUAGCAGCCUUAGGUGCCCAAUCCAAUCCUGCUGAUCUCAAGUCCCUCUGCGGCACACUCGUCCCACAAUUGUCAGGAAACAUCACCGAGAAGUGUUCUGGAGACGCUCGAUCUGCCGCUAUCUCUGCCUACUCUGCCACCUGUCUUUCGUCUGAAUCCGUUACUAUCACUAUCUCCUCCUCUUCAAGCUCAAAGACCGGGUCUGCAACUGCUACUACUACAGGCUCCGGCAGCGCGAUUGCAAAGCCCACUGGCUCUGCCACUUCCGGUAGCGGUUCCGGAAACGCCGCGGGUACUGCUACAGGUACAGGUGCAGCGCCAUCUGGCACCGGAUCGAGCGGUGCAGGGUCCACAUCACCUCAAUUCGCCAUGUAUAUGGCUCCAGUCGUUCUUGCUGCUGGCUUCGCCGGCCAAUAUGUGCUAUAA